AUGCACAUGGCUUCCGCUAUUACUCUGUUGUGCCUUCUUCUAACAGUCCCCUUUGGUUUCAUCAUCUUUACUGCUUACACAAAUAAACUUUCCAAACGCUCGGCACAAGCUCGCCGCACCAUAAUCAAGAGCCUUGGCGUCCCCACCACAUCAAACCCCCAGUUUAUCGGUUUCUUUCAUCCCUACUGCAAUGCAGGUGGGGGAGGUGAACGUGUCCUCUGGACUGCUAUCGCAGCCACCCAACGUGCACAUCCUGAUUGCAUCUCAUUAAUAUAUACUGGAGACGUCGACGUGACCAAAGAACAAAUAAUAGCUCAAGUCAAAGCACGCUUUGAUAUCUCUCUUGAUCCCAAAUCUUUACAUUUCGUCUUCCUAAAGAAGAGACGCUUAGUGGAGGAUGCCGCCUGGCCGCGUUUUACACUUCUUGGCCAGAGCCUCGGGUCCAUGAUCCUCGCUUGGGAAGCUUUAGGUCAAGUCAUACCAGAUUUAUUUAUUGACAGCAUGGGGUACGCCUUUACAUUCCAUGUAGUUGCAUGGAUUACUAGGGGCUCCAUACCUGUGGGUGCAUAUGUACAUUAUCCAACAAUCAGUACGGAUAUGCUGGCUCGUGUGAAGGCCAGAAAGGUGGGUCAUACAAACCGUGGAGAUGUCGCGGGCUCGUUGAUAUUGAGCCGCGGAAAGAUGUGGUAUUAUCGUUUCCUAAUGUAUCACUACUCCCUGGCACUCUCCCGCCCUUCCUUCGUUAUGGCCAACUCCAGCUGGACAAAGAACCACGUCGAUGCAAUACUCUCGCACUCUGACCCUGUCAUGAGCACGUUGCACUUUCUUAACCCCCUUCUUGCCCUUCGUCUCUUUGCGACUACAUUCAAGUCGAAAAAACUUCACAUUGAAUCAACAAGCAAGAAACGAGAAGCCAAAAUUGUUUACCCACCAUGCGAUACUCGCGAGAUGGCACAAUUCCCAUUGGACGAGAGGGAAAGAAUUAUACUGAGUAUAGCACAAUUCAGGCCAGAAAAAGACCACCCUGCUCAACUUCGCGCUUUUGCACAGCUGUUGGCCGAUCAUUCAACUUAUACUUCGGGUUCCUCCUCUGUGAAACUGUUCCUAUUGGGUGGCGCACGUAACGCGGACGACCACGCCCGCGUGCAGUCCCUUAGAGAUCUCGCAGAAGAACUCAAGAUAACCCCCCACGUCCAGUUCAUCGUCAAUGCAAGUUACCCCGAAAUGCUCGGCUGGCUCGCAAUGGCGAGUAUCGGGCUUAGCACGAUGGUGGACGAACAUUUUGGAAUCAACGUCGUUGAAUUCAUGGCUGCAGGUGUGAUUCCUGUGACGCACGCUUCUGGUGGUCCACUUCAUGAUAUUGUUGUACCUCUGGAUGGCGAAGCAACGGGAUUCCAUGCGCGUGAUCCGCAGAGCUUCGCGAACGCCAUGCACACGGUGUUAAGCAUGAGUGAGUCGGAGCAGCAAGCGAUGAGGACACGUGCACGUACGUGGGCAGUAAGCGCAUUUGCCGAGGAGCGCUUCGUGGAGGGUUGGGAAGCUGCUUGGAAAGGGUGGGUAUGA
Suillus bovinus is the source of this 1563-nucleotide messenger RNA. Its product is annotated as glycosyltransferase family 4 protein. NCBI's taxonomy places the organism in Eukaryota, Fungi, Basidiomycota, Agaricomycetes, Boletales, Suillaceae. The record is from RefSeq and is a predicted model, not a curated record. The coding region runs from base 1 to 1563 and encodes 520 amino acids. Gene Ontology annotation, molecular function: GDP-Man:Man(3)GlcNAc(2)-PP-Dol alpha-1,2-mannosyltransferase activity. Gene Ontology annotation, biological process: protein N-linked glycosylation. Gene Ontology annotation, cellular component: endoplasmic reticulum membrane. The transcript has 6 exons.